AAAAUUAAUUGUGUGAAUGGAUCAAAUGAGUGCUGCUGACAUAGCUCGCUGGGGUUCCCACCUGCAGUCCCGUAAGGUCACAGACAGUCCUGAUGUGGAACCUGGCACAUUAACACGGUUUUUAGAUUAAAGCCCAGAGAAUGGACAUUAACACCCACUGAUUGCAAUUUGACUUAAGCAUAGCCCUUGCAUAGCUGUGGAUCUAAUAUACUGGGGGUGUCUUAAUUUAUCACCUAGUGACACUCGCUAUCCGGCUUGCCAAGAGAGGUUCGGAUCAGAGGUUGGUCCCCUAACACGCAUACAGUCGUCCUUGCCCAUCUGUGCAGAUGCGUAACAGGAUCAUGAAACAUGGGGUAAUUGGUAUAUUGUAGAUCAGAUAUCCCUUGUUACUGUCAGGCCAUGUGGCACCUAACAGGUUAAUCUUAGGGACAGUAUAGAGAAUUGUGGAGUAACCAUUCUAUACAUGACUCGAAUUAACCUUAUUGCUUCUACAUGCACACCUUGUUAUUCUUAAUAGUUUGACACCAUCAUUCGUACAACAUGGUGAUGUCCUGUUUUUGUAAAAAAAAAAAAAAAAAAAAAAAAAUUGGAGCAGGCUUACAAUUCGAUUGCAAGCUCUGAAGGUCAGGAAGUCCAUACUGGAUUUGAGAGACUGAAAUCUAAUUUGUGAAAUGGUUUGAUAAGAGCUGUGGGUGCAGGGCUCAGGUUUCAGGUGGAGGAAAUGAGCCCGUAUAAUGUUAGCAAGCCAAUCUUCCUGUGAGUCAGCACAGUGUUUGUAAAAUUGGGCAGCUGCCCCUUCUCCUGGGAGCAUUAAAUAGGUAAUCAGGCUGCUUGCUCCAUUCACAGAGAGUCUGCUCCCUGGAUGAAGAUGUCAUGAGACUCGUGCCCUUGCUUGGUCACCUGAGUUGCUGGGCUGUCCAUUCAGUGCAGUGCUAACCUGCAGGCUUGGUUCUGGACGGGAGGCACACCUCCCCAUCCUGAUCAAUGGUUCUUUCAGGAUCGCCUUCCCUUUUUCAUUAUUAAAGAAAGAGGAGGUAUGCCUCCUUGGCUUGCAGUGUAUAUUUUUUUUAAUGAAUGCAUGGUUCAGACAGCUGGGAUAUACCCAGAAGGAUUAGCAGGCGCUUGUAAAAGCUUGCCUGGUGUCCUUGUGUUCUAGAGGUGGCCCCUCUUCCUUAUACCCUCCUCCCAUUCCUGGUAUAUGUUCAUAUAUUUUUUCUCACUCUCACUGCUUCCUCCCGUUGGGUGGGGAAAGCAGCAAUGAGUCGAUGUUUCUUCCUGCAUCUCUAACACGCAGUGCUGUAACCGCCCUCCGCAGUCCUCUGUCAGAUGCUCUGGAGAUGUCAGGCAGAAAUUCAAGCAUACAAGCAGAGUGAGGAGUUGUCCUGAUCACACACUGGGUCAAGGUACAGCAUUGGGAUGCACCUAUCGGACAAGAAACCUUCACUUCUCUUGCUGUUCGCUGCAGGGAAUUCAUUGCUCCUUGGUUGACGGGGUAUUAUGUGCCAUGUGUUGUCUCUGGGAGACGCAUAAACUGACUCUUUUCUGUCUUCCUCUUGACUAUCUUUUUGUUUCUUUCCUUCAUAUCUGUGGAUGGUGACCCAGCUCUCUCCUGAUGGACUGUGUUGUACGUUCUUGUCUCUCACAAGUCCUUUCCAUGGCCGGUGAAGACACCCUGGUCAGCUGAUUUGUAUUCUAUAUUUGGGUUGUGAUUGGAGGGUUCGCAUACUUUGGAUGUGGUGUUGGGUACCACUCAGUGCUUUCCAUCUCCUUUCUUAUUCUUCAUGUGUAGUGUCAGACUAUGAGACCCGGACCUCUUCUUGCUGUAGAGUGCAAGCUUCAAGCUGGCAUCAUGGAUCUACUCCCAAAAACCAAAUACAAUCAUCUUCGUAAUGAGUCUGUCAGCUCCAUGGAAGAUGCCACAAGCAGCGGGUUACCCACUCCCUCUGUGGAAAUCAUGGUGCCCCAGUCUAUGCCCAACUCCUCCUCCUCUUCUUCCCUGGCCCCCAUUCUCCCCCUGGGUGAGUUGUCCUCUGAGUCAGAGGACAGCCCCACAACACUGUGCUCCUUUUUCCCCAAAAUGGCAAAUCUCAAGCUUUCCAAUCCAGCUAACCUUCUGAGCCUCCGCAGUUUCUCCUCUGGGACAGGCAAGGAGACAGGCAGCCCGGGGGAUCAGGUAGAUACCCCGACAGGGGGUGGAAGCCCAGACUCAGGGAGAACUUUCACUGUUUUCUCCCAGGAUAUGAACAAGCUGAGCUGCGGCAGGAAGUCCCGAGUGGAAGGUGGGCAACUGGCCGGGGAUGAAUGGACCAGGCAUGGCAGUUUUGUAAAUAAGCCCACACGUGGCUGGCUACACCCAGAUGAGAAGGUGAUGGGUCCCGGAGUGUCCUACCUCGUCAGGUAUAUGGGUUGUGUAGAGGUCCUGCAGUCCAUGAGGGCCCUGGAUUUUAAUACCCGCACACAAGUCACAAGGGAAGCCAUCAGCCUGGUGUGCGAUGCUGUACCUAGUUCCAAAGGGGCCCUGCGAAGGAGAAAGACCGGUGGACGGGCACUAAACUCCAUUCUUGGGAAGAGCAACCUAAAGUUUGCUGGCAUGCCGAUCACUUUAACCGUGUCCACCAGUAGCCUGAAUCUAAUGGCCUCUGACUGCAAACAGAUCAUUGCGAACCAUCACAUGCAGUCAAUAUCCUUCGCUUCUGGGGGAGAUCCGGACACAGCUGACUAUGUUGCGUACGUUGCCAAAGAUCCAGUGAAUCAGAGAGCUUGCCAUAUCCUGGAGUGCCCAGAGGGUCUUGCCCAGGAUGUGAUAAGCACUAUUGGUCAGGCUUUCGAACUUCGCUUCAAGCAAUACCUCAAAAAUCCUCCCAAACUGGUCACUCCUCAUGACAGGAUGGCUGGGUUUGAUGGUUCUGCGUGGGAUGAAGAAGAAGAGGAGUUUCCAGACCAUGCAUAUUACAAUGAUUUCCCAGGGAAGGAACCACCCAUCGGAGGAGUAGUGGACAUGAGACUAAGGGAAGGUGCAGCCCCAGCAGUACCCAGACAGAGUCCGAAUCACAUGGGCGCCACUCUGCCAGUGGGACAGGUUUCUGGAUCAGAACAAGAUCGAAAGAUUCAACCACAGCCAUCAGCACAAGGAAGAGACAGGUUUCCAGUUCCAGGUGGCAAACCACCAAAUCGUCCUGAUCUGUUUGAUGACCCAUCCUAUGUAAAUGUUCAGAAUCUGGAUAAGACCAGACAACCUGUGAGGGCCACAAAUGGGCAGAGGGAUGUAUUUGACAUGAAGCCGUUUGAAGAUGCUUUACCCUCCAGUCAGGCUGUUGUGACCAUGGAGGAGCAGCUGAAAAGAGAACCUUGGUACCACGGAAAGAUGGCCAGGAAGGAAGCGGAGAGACAGCUGAGAGUGAAUGGAGAUUUUUUAGUACGAGAGAGCACCACCACACCAGGGCAGUAUGUACUGACUGGCCUACAGAAUGGACAGCCAAAACACUUACUAUUGGUGGACCCGGAAGGAGUGGUUCGAACAAAAGACCACAGAUUUGAGAGCGUAAGUCACCUUAUCAGCUACCAUAUGGACAAUCACUUGCCAAUAAUCUCUGCUGGAAGCGAACUUUGUCUCCAACAACCUGUGGAAAGGAGACUGUGAGAUCAGAUGCUGAUCCGUCCAGAGCCCGCCUGCACACCCUCCAACCCUCUGUGGCUACCACAUUUCACUUCCUUGUUGCCUCAAUCCUCUCCUCUAUAAAGCGAAUGACUUCUUAGCCAGGGUAUGGGGCAUUCUGUAUAGAAGGGGUUCGGCAUGGUUCUUACUGUCACUGCACUAGCAGAGCCAUGUUGGUUACAGCACCCCUCUGCCUUGGAAUCUUUACGAUCACGUGAACUCUGUAAAACUGGGAUGGUUUCAGACACCUGGAGCUGUUUCUCAGUCGGUAGAACCCAGAAUGUAAACACAAUCAUGCAGACUUAGUCCCACUGGUUCUGAGGAGAGGGUUGGGAAUGGAAGAGGGACCCUCUCCAUCUAUAGGGAGACUAAGCACUUCUGCGGCAGAUCCUUCCUCAGCACAACUACAGGGUUCAUCAAAGCACACAAUCCUUACUGUGAUAAUGCUUACCAAAACUGGCCUGUGCCUUUUACCUGAUGAUUUUUCACUUUCUUCUUUAUUUUUUUUUAUUUUUUAUUUUCGUGGUGUCCUGACUUUUCAGAAAAUUAAGCUUGCAAGCCUUUAUAAUAUGUGAGACUGCCAACAAUCUAUGCUAGAGAAUGCCAGACCAUAUACAUGUUAAUGCACAGGACAGGACAGAUUACAGGCCGGUUGUGCAUUUGAAUGAAAUAUGUAUUCAUGAUUAUCUAAAUUUUCCAUCCAAUCACAAUAGCACCUGACGUUAAACACAGUCUUUGAAAAUUUUACAUCUCAAUGGUUGAACUGAAAAAUAAGCAUCAAAUUAUUUUUCCAUCUUGGUAUUUGGCUUAAAACGUGCUUUUAGGCUUUUGUUAGUCCUCCCCUUCCUCGGUUAAUAAAAAACUGUUGGCAGAGUUAUAACCCAAUAAACGGCAACCAGAAAGGAGAAUUCUGUUUUCUGUAACAAAUAGAAAGCCUCCCUAUAUGCAAUAUGGGCUUUACAUCAGAAUAAAGAUCACAGAACUUUUUUUUUUUUUU
Pelobates fuscus (common spadefoot toad) is the source of this 4652-nucleotide messenger RNA. It is a transcript of the gene SHC1, whose product is annotated as SHC adaptor protein 1. NCBI's taxonomy places the organism in Eukaryota, Metazoa, Chordata, Amphibia, Anura, Pelobatidae. Bases 1799 to 3640 code for a protein of 613 amino acids. Gene Ontology annotation, molecular function: receptor tyrosine kinase binding. Gene Ontology annotation, biological process: cell surface receptor protein tyrosine kinase signaling pathway; intracellular signal transduction. The record is from RefSeq and is a predicted model, not a curated record. The transcript is spliced from 12 exons. Gene Ontology annotation, cellular component: plasma membrane.